Scaptodrosophila lebanonensis is the source of this 1474-nucleotide messenger RNA. RefSeq lists its product as uncharacterized. The record is from RefSeq and is a predicted model, not a curated record. Gene Ontology annotation, molecular function: growth factor activity. The transcript has 5 exons. Lineage: Eukaryota; Metazoa; Arthropoda; Insecta; Diptera; Drosophilidae. Bases 1 to 1179 code for a protein of 392 amino acids. Gene Ontology annotation, biological process: hemocyte migration. Gene Ontology annotation, cellular component: membrane.
AUGAAGUGUGAUGUGGCGGUCUUGCUUUUGCCGGCUCUGGCCAUUGGCCUGGCAACAGGCUGCGGCCAGCCAGCAACAAAGCCUGCUCCACUCGCGAUAUAUAAUUAUGAGGCGGCGGCGGCGGCGGCGGCGGCUGCGGCUGCGACAGCACCUGAAGACGAUGGCAAUCUCAAUGACACCUCCGAUUAUUACAGCGACAACGAUGACGAUGAUAAUGAUAAUGAUGAUGCCAAAGUCAGCAUCGAUGUUUACCUGUCCAAUUCUCAGGCCGAUAGACACCAUUGGAGAGGGACCACAGAUGUUGUUGCUCGGCCGGACGCAGCUCCAAAGCGCGUGCCGCGCCAUCCUCAGCACUACUUGCCGCGCCACAAUAGACUCGAAGCCGACUUUGAUAAGGACUAUCCCGCGGACGAGCCAGGAAAGCUGACCGAAUUAAAAGUUCAGCAGCUGGGCACAUCGGAGGCCGCCAGAAGCGAAUUCGAUAGGCACAGAGAGCAGGAACUGGAACUGAAGCGGCUGGCUAAGGAGCAUAGACAGCGCAUGGAAACGGAGACCCGUUGCCGUUUGCCCCAAAGGCGAGUCAUUUAUAUUGCGAAUGAGACGUCCAUGGACUACUCACCACGGGGCACGGUGCUCUAUCGUUGCGAUGAGUCCACCGGCUGUUGCUCGGACAACUACAAGACAUGCACCGCCAAGACGGUGGACUAUGUGAAGCUGGCGUUCUGGGAGCGCUCCCAUAUCCUCAACACAAUACGUCCGGUUAUGCUAUCGCUGGCCAACCAUACGGAGUGCCAUUGCGUGAACCUGAACGCGAUGCGUCAGAAGCGCAGCAACAAGGGUGUUGCUCCAGUGGAAUAUGCGCGAAUGUCCUCCCAGUGCCAGUGUCCCAAGCAUUUCACGAGUUUUAACUGGGACAGCAGUAGAUCCCCGUCCACGACAUUCUCUUCCCACUGUCGCUGUGACUGUCAUCUGAGCGAUUUGACGUGUCAGCGCAUGAAGAAUGGCGAGGAGGGCUUUGCCAUGUCCGCACGCAUAUGCAUUUUGACGAAGGAAUGCAGUGCGCCCAUUUGCAAUUAUGGCAUUUAUAAUGUACACAGUGGACGCUGUCCGCGUUCCGAGCAGCAACAAAAACAACAACAGCAACAUUUGGUGCAACGAGCACAUCAUGGUUUUGGCUAAGUCGCAUUUGGAAUUGUUGCUUUUGCUGCCAUUUAAACAUAACAAUCCAGAACUGUGUAUACAUUAAACUACUACUACUACAUACAUACUUGUACUUAUAUUUACAUACAUACGCACACACACACACACACAUGCUAAUGUAGUAUAUGUCUGUACCUAUUACGAUACGAAAUGAAUCUAUUGCUACAGCCUACGAUUAAGUCUAUGCAAGUAUUGAACUAACAUUCAAGUGUACUUAAGAUUUCCACAUAAGAAUCACUAUUUUACUAUUAAAGGAUACAGCUAGUCAGCGAAA